Messenger RNA from Notolabrus celidotus (New Zealand spotty), 2543 nucleotides. RefSeq lists its product as uncharacterized. The record is from RefSeq and is a predicted model, not a curated record. Gene Ontology annotation, biological process: protein dephosphorylation; negative regulation of MAPK cascade. The coding region runs from base 803 to 2038 and encodes 411 amino acids. Gene Ontology annotation, cellular component: cytoplasm. Gene Ontology annotation, molecular function: protein tyrosine/threonine phosphatase activity; MAP kinase tyrosine/serine/threonine phosphatase activity. The transcript has 4 exons. NCBI's taxonomy places the organism in Eukaryota, Metazoa, Chordata, Actinopteri, Labriformes, Labridae.
AGGGCGGAAUUAACGCAUCGCCGCUAACGCCGCUCACGCCGCGUUGGGCUCCGCGCGGUGUGAUGAUGUCGCUGGACUGCUGAAGCUGUGGCUGGAGAGCUGAAGCCAAGCAGCUGUCUGGUCUCUGUAUCUCUGUAUUCAUGGACACACUCGGGCUGCUCAUCACCCACGUUAGCCCGGGUUGGAGCACGACGCGCGGCAGCAGUUGAUGCUAAAGCGUGACGAGCUGUGGGCAGCGCGGAGAGAGACGCGAGCUAGCAGCGGUUAGCUCCUUACCGCCUGAGCGUUUUCUACUGCUAACCUUCCCCUGACGUCAUGUUUGGACUUAUAGAUGAUUUAGUUUAAUGAGGGUUUACAUGAAGCAUCGAGGCUGAGCUAACAGGCAGCUUCAGCCUCACACACAGGUAGCUGCUUGAGUUAGCUAACAUAGCAGCUAGCUGCGGACCUAACGCGUCAGUUCGCCUGGCUCAGCUGUGACGUUAUAACGGAUGUUUUCCACCCCAGCAGCUUCCCAUAAGGUUGGUUCAUUUUAAAGGAUGUUAAUGGGUCCAUGAGACCCCAGACUGGGACUCAGUGAAGGGGAUAAGUCGGUAGAAAGUGGCACUGCAGGCUUUAUUAGCAGCGUUGCGAAUCUGCCGCUCGCAACACACAAUGAAUGGGAGCGCGUCAGUUCGCUUUCGCCCCGCGCCGCCGCCGCCGCCGCAGUGAUGUCUGUCCGAUGGAGCUGAAGCGUCGCUCGGUUCGCCAAAGAUGAGGGGCCGCCUGAGCCGGUUUCUGUGCCUCUGUCAGCAGGAGGAGGAUCAUGGAGGCCGAGGAGGACUGGAACAAAGACCCGAGGCCCCACAGACCGCUGGAUAACAAGGUGUCCUGCAAGCACAAUGGAAGAAACGGUCUAGUGAAAACUCUCCAUAGCCUGUUGAAAACCCAGAACACCCUCCAGAUUCAGUCCAUCGCCCGCUCAGAAUGUGCAGGCUCCUGUCCAAAUCUGAUGAUGAGUAGAAGCGAGCACGCCGAUGCACGGCCCGUCCCCGUGGCCCUCACCCCCCAGCUCCCCAUGAGAACCCACCGGCCCCUCUGCAUGUCGAUCUCCUCCGACAGCAGCGGACGCUUCAAGGCUCUGGAGACGCAGGAGUGGAAGAACAACCUCAAAGCUCAGAUGGAGCAGGCCCACAGUGCUGGAGCCGCCAGCAGCACCGGUUCUCUGGAACGAGCGUCCCUGUUCUGCGCCUCCGCCUCCACCACGGCCUCCAGCUCCGGUUUGUCCAGUCCAGUAGAGAUCCUCAACAAGAGCAAGUCCUCGAGCCGCUUCUCUCUUUUCUCUCCGCCCUGGAACAGCAGCUCCGAGUCCGACUCCAACCCUCCGUCACGCUCGGGCUCCAAGAAGCUGAGGAACUACAGCCGGAGAGCCGCCACGGGUCCGGCUGGCGCCAGAGGGCCUGACACGCCGGAGCCCAAACCCAGCGGCCCCGAACACUUCCAGUACUCCGAGCCGGUCAUCUCCAAAGUGACGGACUACAUCUUUGUCGGCAACCUGAACGCCGCGUACAACGGACGCACGCUCUGCCGCAACAACAUCGACAGCAUCAUCGACAUGAGCAGCGUGCCGGGAGAACCGGGCCCCAGCCUCAGCCUCAUCCCUUGCACCUGCUCUCGCGGCGCCCGCCACAGCUGGUCCCGCCUCAAAGUGGACAUCGAGGACGUCCCGGACGCUCUGGGCGAGGGGCCGGCCCUGAAGCAGCGCUGCUUCGAGGACAUCAACGAGUGCAUCGACGCCUCCACGGGGAAGAGGAAGCGCGUCCUGGUCCACUGCCGAGACGGCUUCUCUCUGGCGCCGACGUGCAUCAUCCAGUACCUGAUGGUGAAACAGAACAUGAGGCUCAUCGCCGCCUACGAGCUGCUGAGAGCCAAGUACCCGGUCAACAUCAGGGAGUGCCACCAGAACGUCCUGGUGAGCCUGGAGAGGGCGCUGCGGCCCGGAGGCAACGUGGACCCCGAGUGCUUCAAACAGGCCAUCUCUCGCAAAGUGGCGUGGACCUGAUUUAACUUCCCAUGAGGCUUUGCUGCUGCCCCGCCCCCUUCUGUUGUACUGGAUAUACUCCUAAAGACAACCAAAGGCAGCUGAACUCUUUACCUGUGGACUCCUCGCCUGGAUACUAUCCUCCCCCCGCCUCAGUUCAGUGGUCGUGAAAAGUUCCACAUUUGAUGUUUUUUCCUCUUCAGACCUGUAAAUGUGACCCGGCUCUUAACGCCCGUCCCUCUCUCACCAAACAGGACACGCAAUAGAUCUCAGUGUGAUGUAUACAGCUUCUCGGUAUAACAGUGUAGUCGUGUUGGCUGUAUAGUUGAUAUAUCCUGCUUCAGUUCUGUGCCAUGACGUUUCAGUGGUGUGUUCUUUUUUUUCUUUCUUAACUGGAGAACUCAGGAGAUUAUUGAUGUCAGUCCAACACAGGGUGGGAACUUACUUCAGCCGGGGGCCCGGUUCAAACCUGGAUCUGAAAUGCAUCUUUGUGAGCAGCUUGGUUUAUUGAACACUUGCUUUCUAA